Messenger RNA from Rhodofomes roseus, 710 nucleotides. RefSeq lists its product as uncharacterized. The coding region runs from base 69 to 470 and encodes 133 amino acids. Lineage: Eukaryota; Fungi; Basidiomycota; Agaricomycetes; Polyporales; Fomitopsidaceae. Gene Ontology annotation, cellular component: mitochondrial large ribosomal subunit. Gene Ontology annotation, biological process: translation. The record is from RefSeq and is a predicted model, not a curated record. The transcript has 3 exons. Gene Ontology annotation, molecular function: structural constituent of ribosome.
GGGACACACUCACUCUGAGCGCCUCAUACCUAACCCGCAUCUGCUCCGUGAAGUCCACCUCGACGACGAUGGCGGCCAUUGCACUCCAGCAAUCUCGCAUGUUAUGGCCUAGCCUCCGGGUGCCAUUCUCUCGCCCCCUAUUGUCUGCAGCUGCAUUGCUUCCCGCUUUCCUUCCGCGAUCAUUCGAAUGGAGACUGCCAAGCUUAGCUUCGGUGCUCGAGCUGUUUCCUCCGUUCCUGCUGGCCGUACCCAAAAAGAAGACGUCGCAUUCGCGGAAAGCAAUGCGGAGCGCCAACAAGGGGUUGCAUGACAAGCGGAAUCUCGUCCACUGUCCAGGUUGUGGCUCGCCAAAAUUGGCACACAACCUCUGCCCGGAGUGCUAUUCUACCAUCAACCGGGCGUGGAAGGCAAAGUCGAAGCAAGGAGGUGGCUCGGGCGAUGAUAUCCCUACAAUAGGCACGCAUGAUUGAGGGCCCUUGUUGACCUGCUAGGGCAGCCAGUCGCCUGUCUCGACAAACUGGCGCAGUCAUGCAUGAAGGGGUUUUCUGCAUUGCGCGAGGAUCAUACGCAUACUCCAUCCACCAUGCGUCGUAGGUCGUUAUGCAUGUCCGCCGUAGUUGUUAGCUCUGGCGCUUGGUCUUGUCUGCUUCGGGGUACAGUAGAGUACACUCAUGAUGGAUCGCUGGUAGCAGUAUUGCACUCAAGUGGCA